AUGGCAUUAAAGAAAGCAGGUGUUUUAGGAGCCACUGGUUCUGUCGGUCAACGUUUUAUUUUACUCUUAGCCAACCAUCCUGAAUUUGAAAUUCAUGCAUUAGGUGCAUCUGGUCGUUCAGCUGGAAAGAGCUAUAAGGACGCUGUUACAUGGAAACAGACGGAAUUGCUUCCAGAAAUUGCCAAAAAUGUUAAGGUUGAGGAAUGUAAGCCAGAAGGGUCAUUUUCCGAGUGUGAUGUUGUGUUCUCGGGAUUGGAUGCUGAUUUUGCUGGGCAAAUUGAAAAGGACUUUGUUGAAGCAGGUUUGAUCGUUAUUUCGAACGCCAAAAACUACAGAAGAGAGGCUGAUGUGCCAUUGGUUGUGCCAAUUGUGAAUCCAGAACAUUUGUCUAUUGUUGAAAAGAAGGUUGAAGCUGCCAAGGCUGAUGGUAAGGAAAAGCCAGGAUUUAUCAUCUGUAUUUCUAACUGCUCUACUGCCGGUUUGGUUGCUCCAUUGAAGCCUUUGGUUGAUGCCUACGGUCCAAUUGAAUUAUUGACAACCACCACUUUACAGGCUAUAUCUGGUGGUGGAUUCUCGCCAGGUGUUCCAGGUAUUGACGUGUUGGACAACAUUGUUCCAUACAUCAGUGGUGAAGAAGAGAAGAUGGAAUGGGAAACGAAGAAAAUUUUGGGAGGUGUUAAUAACGAUGGAACUGAAUUCAAGAUUUUGUCUGAUGACGACAUUAAGGUGAGUGCUCAAUGUAAUCGUGUUGCUGUUAGUGAUGGACACACCGAAUGUAUCUCUUUGAAGUUUGCCAACAGACCACCACCAUCCCUUGACCAAGUCAAACAAACCUUGAGAGAUUAUGUUUGUGAUGCCUCGAAGUUGGGUUGUCACUCGGCUCCAAAACAAACCAUCCACGUUUUAGAAGAAGACGACAGACCACAACCUAGAUUGGACAGAGAUAGAGAUAGCGGAUACGGAGUUUCUGUUGGUAGAAUUAGAGAAGACCCUGUUUUAGAUUUCAAGAUGGUUGUCUUAUCUCACAACACUAUUAUUGGUGCUGCUGGUGCUGGUAUAUUGAUUGCCGAAAUCUUGUUAGCCAAGAACGUCAUCUAG
Messenger RNA from Debaryomyces hansenii CBS767, 1098 nucleotides. RefSeq names its product aspartate-semialdehyde dehydrogenase (gene HOM2). The coding region runs from base 1 to 1098 and encodes 365 amino acids. Gene Ontology annotation, biological process: L-threonine biosynthetic process. The transcript has a single exon. The record is from RefSeq and is a predicted model, not a curated record. Gene Ontology annotation, molecular function: aspartate-semialdehyde dehydrogenase (NADP+) activity; NADP binding; protein dimerization activity. Lineage: Eukaryota; Fungi; Ascomycota; Pichiomycetes; Serinales; Debaryomycetaceae.